ACGACCCAACAUACAGAACCAAAGCCACAUUUUUAGUUGGUUAUGUCAGAUAAUUUGCAUAUAAAUAUAAACAAAUUAUAACAAAAGCUGAAAUAAAAUAUGUUAUCAAAUAUGAAAGAAGCUGGUGAAAUUGUAAUGCCAGGUGACACAAUAAAAGUAGCAACACCACAAAAUCCAAAAGAAAAAAUAAUACUUGGUCCAGGAUUACGUCGUGAUGGUGAUAUUUUAUAUGCAUGUAAAGCAGGUUUAUUAAAAUUUCGUACACCAUCAAUUUAUUAUGUUGACAGUUAUCAAAGAAGAUAUAUUCCAAAUCGUGGUGAAAGUGUUGUUGGUAUUGUAACCCAAAAAGCUGGUGAUAUAUUUAAAGUUGAUAUUGGUGCAUCUGAACAAGCAUCACUUCCAUAUCUUGCAUUUGAAGGUGCAACUAAAAGAAAUCGUCCAGAUGUACAAAUUGGUGAUAUUGUAUUUGCUAAAUUAUUAAUAGCAUCAAAAGAUAUGGAACCAGAAUUAGUAUGUGUUGAUUCACAAGGUAAAAAAGGUAAACUUGGUGUUCUUGGACCAGAUGGAUUAUUAAUAUCAUGUUCAUUAAAUUUAACAAGAAAAUUAUUAAAUCCAAAUAAUAGACUAUUUACUUUAUUUGCUAAAGAACAAGCUUAUGAAAUUGCUGUUGGUAUGAAUGGUAAAAUAUGGCUAAAAGCAAGAUCAAUCAAAGAAACAGUUGCUUUGGCAAAUGGUAUAUUAGCAUCAGAAUAUACACCAACUGAUAAAAUACUAUCAUUAUGUAAUGAUAUUGCACAAACUGUUCUUAUAUCAUAGUUUGUUUAUUUUUUUCAAUUUUAAAUGUAACAUAUUAUAGGUAAAAAUA
Molecule: messenger RNA, 865 nt
Organism: Aphidius gifuensis
Lineage: Eukaryota; Metazoa; Arthropoda; Insecta; Hymenoptera; Braconidae
Gene: Rrp40
Product: exosome complex component RRP40
Exons: 2
Coding region: 100-816 (238 amino acids)
Biological process (GO): U4 snRNA 3'-end processing; TRAMP-dependent tRNA surveillance pathway; poly(A)-dependent snoRNA 3'-end processing
Cellular component (GO): nuclear exosome (RNase complex); cytoplasmic exosome (RNase complex)
Molecular function (GO): RNA binding
Source: RefSeq, a predicted model, not a curated record